Messenger RNA from Paramuricea clavata, 3541 nucleotides. NCBI's taxonomy places the organism in Eukaryota, Metazoa, Cnidaria, Anthozoa, Malacalcyonacea, Plexauridae. The record is from the annotation of a GenBank genome assembly.
AUGCCAAUGCUGUUCCUGGCCGAUUCAUCACCAUGGCUGUACACAUUGGUGAGACAGUUUGCAUGCAACCUGAGUUGUCUGGAAAUCCUGACAACCCAGCUGGUGCAGAUUGGCCAUUGUUGCCUCCAUGAUGUUGGCGCAGUGACCAAUUGGAUCACAGCCGUUCCGGUCGGUGGUUCAAGCUUGUUGCCACCAGUUGGGGCUUCACCACCACCACCACUCUGGCAUGAAGUCCAAAUAGUUCUGGAGGUGCUAAUUGCCCCAACGGUUAAAGGAGCAGCCCACACUCUGGAUCCCUUGAGGAACCGCUUUCUGUCUGACCUCCGUGUCUUGCUUUGGUUGCAUGCCACCUUGUCAUUGGUGUCAUCAGCAAGGCUGUUGCAUCCAUGGGUCCUGCCAAGGCCAUUGUUGCAAUUGAGUCCAUGGCUGUCAUUACGAUCACUGGCAUCAUUGCUGCCACGAGUGUCAUCCUUAUCAGCAAUGCUGUCCCUGUUACCAUCGGCCAAGCAUCCUUCACUUUUCGUGCCUAAUAUCCCUCAACUGUCGGAGUCCAACUUGUUGUUCUCAUGGUUGUUGAACACCACCGGAAAGGUUGGGGGCAUUCUGAAAUUGUGUAAUUUCUGGGGAAAUCCGUCCCUGCGGAUGGUGAGGAUUGUGACUCGGACAAUGAUUGGUCCUCUGCAUUCCCGAGAGGCCAACCACAUUCCUGUCCACUUGACGAUGAUGCUGUGGGCACCAUCAACACCUGCGUCCAGAUCCAACUCAUCAUCAUGUCGGAAAAUUCUGCUGACUACGGGUCCUGUUUGUCCUGAUCACUGCCAGAGCCCUCGGGCAUCUUGCUUUUGGUCUGGCCAGGCUCUGAUGAUGAUGGGAGCAGGUUCACUGGCACACCAGGUACAGACUGGGCCACUGCUGACUCCAAGAAGGUUAGGUUCUGGCCACAGACAGAAACCUGUCCUGUCCCAAUUAACAUGCCAGUUUGGUUGGCACCCGUGGCAGUACCUGGAGCCAGGUCGUGUCUCAUCCUUGCCAUUGGUGAUGCCAAUGUCCGGGGAUUCAAUCCGAUGGACAUUGCAAAACUCAUUGUCAUCCCUGAGUUGCAGUGAUGGGUUGCUCUCAGUCUCAUGGCUCUUGACAUUGGUGUUGAAGUCCAAUUCGCAAUCACAAUCCCCACUGGCAUCUUGCCACCAGCAGUGUUGGCAGCCACAAUGGUGUCAUCCCCUUGCAGGUUGGCAAAACCACCGAUGCCGAUGCCUGGCCAUUGUUAUCCAGAAUACAGCAAUCUCCAAGCUGGGAGACCAAUUGCAAUUCUGCAUAGCAGUAAUGAACAGGCAGUUGCCAAUGCAUCCCGUGGUCCUGCCGAAUCACGUGCGGUGGUCCAUCUGUUGGAAUCAAGAAUUGACUAUCUUGAUCUUCCACUUCAGCUGGAGGUUGAGAACUCCUGGUCCUUUGACAAGGCUGUCAAUCUGUGGUUGGAGUAACCUGUCAGCCUUGUAUGUCGUACUCCAUCCUGUACAUAGACUUCUUGUGUAUAAAAGACUCUAUCCUCAUUCUUUUUCUUCAAUUCUUAUUUUCUUGGGAAACAAUUUUCUGUGUCGGGCAUUUCUGCAUGCCCCGCUGGCUGAACCAUUCAUUCCUGUCUGUACUCCAUCAGGCUUGGGCAGCAAGGUUGUUGAUGCUGAUGGGCCUGGUGUUGUUUUCACUGACACUGUGGUUGCUGCUCCUUCUUUACCUGUUAUGGUGUCUGGGAACCACAAGGUCCGUGACCAGAGUGACCAGAGGUUCCUGUUUGGCAAGGCGGUGAACGACUUGCCAUCUGUUCAGGCCCUGGCCAGCAGGUUUGCCAUUAGUAACCAUGCUGGUUCUGAAGUCCUUGUGGCCAUAGCUGGGAGCAAACUGGGGUUGCAAGAGCAGAAUCUUACCUUGCUGCCUCAGCUGGGGUUAGUUGAGCUCAUUUGGUGGAAACCAUCCAUCGGGCUGUAUGGCUACAUCCAGCCUUGCCUCUGGGGUACCCUGGAAAUCAACCUUGACCAGUUCUGGAAGAGGAUGACUGGAAGCAGACCAUCAAAGGGUUCCUUAGCAAGGUAUGUCACUCCUUUGCAGCCUGGUCAGGCCGGAGGCAAAGCAACCUCCUUAGCAGGAUUCCUGCUGAGGAUUGAGAAGACCUCAAGGUCCCCAAAUGCUGAGGCCCCCACUAGGCGCCCAGAUGUGCCAGUUUACUUCCGGGCGACCCAGCAGUGGGGAAGCCCAGCGUGUUGGAAGGUUUGCUCAGACCUACCCCUGUCUGUUGGGAGAAAACUCUGGCUGGGCAACCAGGCCACCAAGGAGACAGAGUUGCCCACUACCUCAGGGUUGCUGCUCCCAAAACCGACCUCCAAGUGCUUGCGGCAAAAGGAAGUUGGCAGAUGGCCAUCUCCAGUCCUCAAUGAGCAGAAAACCCCACUGGUUGCUCUGGGAUUCCCCAUACUGGCACACGAUGCCUCAUCUGUAAGCAUAGAUAUGCCAUCAGAAACAUGUGCAACGUUGCGAGCAGCUGCAACCAUGGUUGAGGCCGUGGCUGGAAAGUCUCCCUCAUCCAGGGUUGUGGAUGCUGCAAGCCUACCCUUUCCACCCAAAUACGUUAUCCUCACCACUCCACCUGCCUCAUGUCGCACUAGCGAUCCACCUCGGGUAGGAAUACCCACACCUUCUACCCUAACCUCACUUGCAUUCAUUCCCAAAUCCCUGCCCCCAAGCUCUUUUUAUAUAAAAUCCUUAUUAAGUUCAAUCCGGCCAUCCGUAUUAUUAUCCCCUAUUAAGGUAAUUAACAUAAACGCAUUAAAAUUACCAAAUUUUUCAAUAAUUAAUUAUUAUUUUAACCAAACCAACAUUGUUGAUGAAUGGCAAGAGGGCAGACCAGGGUUUGACAAUGCCCUAGUUGUCACUGCCUGGGAGGUGGCUAGGUCCGUGGAAGUUGCCUUCAUCCCGGCCACAAGUUGCGGCUGCAGUCCAGGUGUCGACCCUUGGGAGUACUCUGUUCCAACAGGGGAAACUUGUGAGUCACCCUCACAGACAGAUAGAAGGCUCUGUCGCCGAUACCUGGGCCUGCGAAAGGGGCAUGACCUUGGGAUGGUGAGCUUGUUGGCUGACACCCUAGUGGUAUUGGAAGCCACCAAAGAAAGUGAAGAUGCCAUCGGCACCCUAACCAUUGGGCCCACUUCCAGCACUGCCACCCUGAUUGCCAGUUCGUGGCUCAGCCCUGCGGAAGAGGAAGAGGAAAUAUGUUGUUACCUCAACCAAGAACCUCACCAAUCUCUGCCAGGAUUUGCCACUGCUAACACUCAGGCUGAAGUGGGGUCCUUCUCACGGGAUGUCAAGUUGCCGCCCCUAGUGGCUGCGUUUAGAAGAUCUCUGGAAGUGACCUUUAGAAGAUGCGUUGAAUGCUGGGCAAGUCUUGAAUCUGCCCAGUGGGAAAGAGCCAAUGAAGAACACAUGGUUGUUGCCAAGAGACCAGAUUAUUUCAUCCCAUUACAUUUCCCAUUUAAUUAUUCUCUUUUAUUUG